Molecule: messenger RNA, 1463 nt
Organism: Phytophthora sojae
Lineage: Eukaryota; Oomycota; Peronosporomycetes; Peronosporales; Peronosporaceae
Exons: 6
Coding region: 1-1392 (463 amino acids)
Biological process (GO): proteolysis
Molecular function (GO): peptidase activity
Source: RefSeq, a predicted model, not a curated record
AUGACAUCCCGGUGCGAGCAUGACCAGCUUUGCUUGGCCCCGUCGAGUCACGCGCAGCUAGCAGGCUACACGCAGCGAACUCCACAGCGGCUAGUAGCAGCCACGCGUUCUUCCGGCCGAGCGCCCAAAUCGAAUGCGCAAGGGAACGUAUCCGCCGAGGCCUCGACAUUCCCUGCUCCGCUCGUGCUACCGGACGACGACCUGUCACUGGGCCCGAAAUACGACGACCAGAGUUUCAAGUCUUGGCUGCAAGAACCAGAGAGAAACCCAGUCACGGAUAAUAGGAGGACGGCGUAUGUGGUGCCCAAAGCUCCAAUUCCUCGUCCUGACCCAAAAGAGGUGGUGAAGUACCUCGCUGCAUUCUAUACCAAUCUCCCAGUGAAGUUGCUGUCCAAGCCCAAGCUCCAGUUCACGUCGUGGGACGACGCGCGACCUGCCAAGAAGCGCUCGAAAGCUUCGUCGCGCUCUCCAUCGAUUACCGAGCCUGGAGCUCCACACGCAACGAGCAUCCGUCUCGGGACGGACCUGAAGGAGCGGUGGGCGACUUUGUUGCAGAUGAAGCCGAUCAAGCUGCAGGCGGCGCAGUAUUACUUGAAAGAGAGAGGGCGCUUUGUGGAUGACACGAGUGCGUUCUCGUACUCCACGCGGUUUGUGGAGCAAGGUGGCUGCUACUGCGGCCAGGUGUACGAUGUCGUGCCGUUUGAAGGCGUGAGCUCCAUCAAGCUCGUCUACGAUGCUCUCUACCACUACUUCGCUAACAUGGAGAUCCGCGUUACUGAGAGCCUCGGAGAUAUUACGAUUCGCGAAGACGACGGCAGUUCAGAACCCGGAUGCGUCGGUCGUGCGGCGCCGAGAGCCCCGCCGAUCGGGCGGAUCCCAUUGAGCGAUUGCCCGGCGAUGGUGGAGAAGCGAGGGAGCACACGCAGCACGGCGACCGCGCCGCACACGCUCGAGUUCGCGCCGGCGUGCAAGCAGCUGUCACUGGUGCUGCUGGCUAUCUUCGUCAUCAGCUUCACGGUGACAUGGUACAAGGUCUGGUGGGACUCGCUCAUCGGAAUCGGUGUCAUGGCCUACGGCUACUGGGCGCUGCGCGACACCAACCCGGUCAACCUUGACGCAGCUCGAGUUCGACACUUCCAUUACGGCACCGUCCUGAGCCUGGUCUGCCACGUGAUCGCAAUGGGCGAAGUCACCUACUUCGUCAUCAAGAUCUACCUGCUGGACAAGAUCGUCCACGUGGAGGACAGCCCAGGCGUCCCGCUCUUCGUGUUCCUAUACUUGUUCCUGCUGUUCGAGAUCGGCGUCACGUCUUUCGGGGUGGAGCGGACGUACAACCUCUGCCAGGAGAUCUCGCGGAACGAGUACUUCCUGCAGAGCGAAGCGCGCGUGUGAGCGACCGACAUCCCAGUACAGUAGCGUUUCGGCAGGAUACACGGGCAAAGCUGUAGUGUCAGUACCUACGU